Molecule: messenger RNA, 2388 nt
Organism: Nasonia vitripennis (jewel wasp)
Lineage: Eukaryota; Metazoa; Arthropoda; Insecta; Hymenoptera; Pteromalidae
Product: transferrin
Exons: 10
Coding region: 127-2301 (724 amino acids)
Biological process (GO): iron ion transport
Cellular component (GO): recycling endosome; early endosome; extracellular region
Source: RefSeq, a predicted model, not a curated record
GAAGCCAUCAUCAUCCUGGCGGCGCACUCUCGAUCUCGCCGGUCGAGCGGCAUAAGCCAGUUUUAUAGUUUCUUCGCGGUGUUCUGCGAUAUCGUUGCUGCCCAGUGCCUUGAUACACACGUGACGAUGAUGAGGUGGAUGCUUUGCCUACCGCUGCUGGUAGCGGCCCUAGCCGCGGUGGCGAGCGCGAGGAGCGAGAAAAAAGUCAUCUUCACGAUGUGCGUGCCGGAGAUCUACUGGGACGACUGCCUGCAGAUGAAGGUUGACUCGUCGAAGAAGGGCAUACCGAUAUCCUGUAUCUCCGGGCGCGAUCGGUUCGAGUGCAUCGACAAGGUCGGCCGCAAGGAAGCCGACAUCGUCGCCGUCGAUCCCGAGGACAUGUAUCUGGCGGCCAAGCACGAGCUCGCCUCCAGGGCGCAGUACAACAUCGUCGAACAGAUCAGAACGAAGGAAGAGCCGCAGGCGAGCUACCGGUACCAAGCGGUGGCGGUGGUGCACAAGAGCCUGAAGAUCGACAGCCCGAAGGGCCUGCGGGGCCUCAAGUCCUGUCACACCGGAGUCGGUCGCAACGCCGGCUACAAGAUACCCCUGACCAAGCUCUCGAGCUUGGGUAUACUCCCCGAGCUCAACAGCCCCGAGUACUCCUCGCGGGAGAACGAGCUGCGGGCUCUGAGUUCCACCUUCAGCAAAGCUUGCCUGGUGGGCACCUGGUCGCCUGAUCCUGCCAUCAACCAGCGGCUCAAGGAGACCUACAGCAACCUGUGCGCCCUAUGCGAGAAGCCCGAAAGCUGCGACUAUCCCGACGCGUACAGCGGUUACGAGGGAGCGCUGCGCUGCCUGGCCGAGAACGGUGGCGACGUCGCCUGGACGAAGCUCACCUACGUCCGCCGAUUCUUCGGUCUAGCCGGCGCCAAGCCGACCAACGACGCGAUCCACCACAGCGACAACUCGUCGGCGACCAGCACCACCAGCAAAGUCCCGGUCAAAGCCAAGCCGAGCGAGUACAGGUACUUCUGUCCGGACGGUACGAAGCUGCCCAUCGACGAGAAGACCAAGCCCUGCACCUGGGCGGACAGACCUUGGCAGGGCUACAUGAGCAACGGCGGCGUAGCCGACAUCGACGCCGUGCAGAAGGAACUGACGCAACUGGGCAAGCUGGGCGAGGACAAGAAGACGAGCUGGUGGAGGAACCUGAUGCUGCUGAACGAGAAAACCCUGGCCGUCGCCACGUCGCCGAUCGAUCCAGCCCAGCACCUCAAGAUCGCCAAGUACAUGGACGUGGUCGAGCGUAACUUCGGCGCACCCGAGCGCAGUGCUCGCUGGUGCGUCCACGACUCGAAGGCCCUCGAGAAAUGUCGCGCCCUCUCGAAAGCUGCUUUCUCACGGGACGCGAGGCCGAGGUUCGACUGCAUCCUCCAGCAGGACGAGGAGAGCUGUCUCAAAGCUUUGCGGGACGAGGGGGCCGAUCUGCUGAUAAUGCCCGGUGAGAAGGUCGCAGCAGCGAUCAAGGAGUACAAUGUCAAGCCGAUCGUCGCCGAGGCUUACGGGCCGGGUUCGACCGAGUUCAGCGAGAGGCCGGCCGUCGCCGUCAUCAAACGCGGCAGUUACAUCAAGUCCCUGCGUCACCUCAAGGGCAAGAACUCGUGUCACAGCGGCUACCGAGGCGACUUCGCCGGCUGGAUAGCGCCGGUGCACGCCAUGAAGAACGUCCACCUGAUCAGCUCGGAGGAGGAGAUGGGCGAGUUCUUCGUGAAGUCGUGCGUCCCCGGAGCCGAGCGGGACUCGUCACUCUGCAGUCUCUGCAUCGGGAAUCUCGCUUCCAAGGACGAGCAGCUAGCCGAGGUCACCAAGUGCAGCUCCACCGAGGCGGAAGACUACAAAGGCGGACACGGAGCUCUCAAAUGUUUGCUGGACGGCAAGGGCCACGUAGCCUUCAUACCCCUCAGUGCUCUCAAGCAAGCAGAAAACACGACCAAGAGCUCGGAGUUCAACCUGGUCUGUCCCAACGGCGGAAUAGCGCGGGUGGACGACUGGCAGCGUUGCAACCUCGGCCUGGAACCUCCGCGAGUCGUGGUGAGUUUUGCCGGCAAAUCGGCGAACUCUCUCGAGGAACUGACCCACGGCGUGCUCGACGCCAGUAGCCUCUUCGCCGAGGAACCGGACCUCUUCCGACUCUUCGGCAGCUGGUCCGGACGAUCCAACGUUCUCUUCAAGGACGAGACGAGAAAACUGGUAUCCAUCGACAAUUCCUGGAACCACUGGAAGCAGUGGGCCGCGAUUCAACGGGACUACGAGUACUGACUCGACGACGGAUGCUUCUUACCUAUACAUCGAAUUUCUCAUUUUGCACAAUUAAAGUCUGAUAAAUAAAAUCUCAUACAUUCGUAA